GUACAAUCACUGGGAUGGUACUUGAAGGAGAACAAGUUGUGCAUCGCAAUGGAGUACAUGGAGAAAGGGGACCUCGAGACCUAGCUGCGCAAUAAGCCGCCGUUGCCAGAAGCUGAAUGCCGCCAAAUCGUAUGGCAGAUCGCCAAAGGUCUACACUUCAUGCACAGUUUGGGAUAUGCGCGUCGGGAUAUAAAGCCUCAGAACGUGUUGAUUCAGCAAUGUCCGGUAGAGGGUACGCCUCAUGGUUGGUGGGUCAAACUCACCGAUUUUGGCAUUAGCAAGCCACUGGAGACAGCUACAGCCGGGACAAGCACAGUAAUCGGCACUCCAUCGUACAUGGCGCCGGAGCUGUUAGGACUGGUAACCCCAGGGUCGUUAGGGACGGGCAACACUGCUGAUAUCAGCUAUCCAGCCGCCGACAUGUGGGCUCUGGGCAUCAUGACCUACCGUAUGGUAAUGGGGAUCGCCCUGUUCUCAAUAUACUGGGAGAUGUCUCAAUAUUGCCAUAAUCCGGAAGUCCAAUUCCCUCACAGCCAGUUAGAAGAUCGCAACAUCAGCCCAGACGGUUGCGCCUUCAUCCAAGCCUUGUUAGCACCGCGGUUCCCUUUGCGGUUAAGCUCAACGGCGGCCCUGGCCCACCGCUGGAUUCGACCCUCUACAUCGAACGUAUCGGCAGCAGUCAUCGUUGAGAGCGAUACAGAUUGCUCGUCCACGUCUUCGGCUCAAUCCUCUAGAAAUAGUUCAUUCGACGAGGAAAGAGGAAUGACGACAGUCGUUUCCGAUGCUAUGAAUAUUUCGAGUCACCCAAGUCCAGUUAGGGCAUGAUACGGACCCUACAACCGAAGACCAAGACAGCCUUGGAGCAGGGAUCAGAGGAGACACGACCGCCGUACACCCGCUGCCCGGGAAUGAUACCACUACAAGCAACAAUACUGCCGCGUCGGAGCUUCGCAACCUGACUCUCAAUGGACAUAGCGGCAUGAUAACCUCACUGGUUUUCUCUCCUGACUCGAAAUUACUAGCGUCGGAA
Molecule: messenger RNA, 1030 nt
Organism: Canariomyces notabilis
Lineage: Eukaryota; Fungi; Ascomycota; Sordariomycetes; Sordariales; Chaetomiaceae
Product: kinase-like protein
Exons: 4
Coding region: 160-825 (221 amino acids)
Biological process (GO): protein autophosphorylation; peptidyl-serine phosphorylation; intracellular signal transduction
Cellular component (GO): cytoplasm; nucleus
Molecular function (GO): ATP binding; calcium-dependent protein serine/threonine kinase activity; calmodulin binding
Source: RefSeq, a predicted model, not a curated record